AUGCUGCAGGGCAGCUGCUGGCCUAGCAUGUCUGUCCCCAGACCCCUCCCGGCCGGUGUGUCACAACAGCGGAGGCGGCUGUAUCUAGAGCACUUGGGGUGGGCAGGCCCAGCUGGGAGGCAAGCCGGCGAGGAGAGCGGCCGCGAUGGUCUCUCCAAAGUCCCAUCAGCUUUAGAUACCUCUUUAGGAAGCCAUGGCUACCUGGAUGUGAAAGAUGUGGACUGAUUGAUAACACGCUGGUUGUGGGGUGGUUCCUGGGUGUAGGACAUUUUUUUAAAGUCUGAAUUAAGACCUAAGGUGAAGGCAGAAAAUAGACUUCACAGUAAAGCGGGAGUGCAUAUCAGUCCACGUGGGUCAAGCAGGAGUUCAGAUUGGCAAUGCCUGCUGGGAGCUCUUCUGUCUGGAACACGGCAUCCAGGCGGAUGGCACCUUUAGUGUCCAGGCCAGCAAGGUCAACGACGAUGACUCAUUCACCACCUUUUUCAGUGAGACUGGCAAUGGGAAACAUGUGCCUCGGGCUGUCAUGGUAGAUCUGGAGCCUACUGUAGUAGAUGAAGUUCGGGCAGGAACCUACCGUCAGCUCUUCCAUCCAGAGCAGUUGAUCACAGGGAAGGAGGAUGCAGCUAACAACUAUGCCCGGGGCCACUACACAGUGGGCAAGGAGAGCAUCGACCUGGUGCUGGACCGCAUACGGAAGCUGACAGAUGCCUGCUCUGGCUUGCAGGGCUUUCUGAUCUUCCACAGUUUUGGUGGGGGCACUGGCUCUGGCUUUACUUCUCUGCUGAUGGAACGGCUCUCCCUGGAUUAUGGCAAGAAGUCCAAGCUAGAGUUUGCUAUCUACCCAGCCCCUCAGGUCUCCACUGCAGUGGUGGAGCCCUACAACUCCAUUCUGACCACUCACACCACACUGGAACAUUCAGAUUGUGCUUUUAUGGUGGAUAAUGAAGCUAUCUAUGACAUCUGCCGCAGGAACCUAGAUAUCGAGCGCCCCACCUAUACCAAUCUCAACCGCCUCAUCAGCCAGAUUGUGUCUUCCAUCACUGCCUCUCUCCGCUUUGAUGGGGCCCUUAAUGUGGACCUCACUGAGUUCCAGACCAACCUGGUGCCCUACCCCCGCAUCCACUUCCCACUGGUCACUUAUGCACCCAUUAUAUCUGCUGAGAAAGCCUAUCAUGAACAACUCUCCGUGGCUGAGAUAACCAGCUCCUGCUUUGAGCCCAACAGUCAGAUGGUGAAAUGUGACCCAAGACAUGGGAAGUACAUGGCCUGCUGCAUGCUCUACCGGGGGGACGUGGUGCCUAAGGAUGUGAAUGUUGCUAUUGCUGCCAUCAAAACCAAGAGGACUAUUCAGUUUGUAGAUUGGUGUCCCACAGGCUUUAAGGUGGGCAUCAACUAUCAGCCACCCACCGUGGUGCCAGGAGGGGACCUGGCCAAAGUUCAGCGGGCUGUUUGCAUGCUGAGCAACACUACUGCAAUUGCGGAGGCCUGGGCCCGCCUGGACCACAAGUUUGACCUCAUGUACGCCAAGCGGGCCUUUGUGCAUUGGUAUGUUGGAGAGGGAAUGGAAGAAGGAGAAUUUUCUGAGGCCAGGGAGGACCUGGCUGCUCUGGAGAAGGAUUAUGAAGAAGUGGGGACUGAUUCAUUUGAAGAAGAAAAUGAAGGGGAGGAGUUUUAAAUAUAACACUUUCCCCUUG
Molecule: messenger RNA, 1694 nt
Organism: Zalophus californianus (California sea lion)
Lineage: Eukaryota; Metazoa; Chordata; Mammalia; Carnivora; Otariidae
Gene: TUBA8
Product: tubulin alpha 8
Exons: 6
Coding region: 524-1675 (383 amino acids)
Biological process (GO): microtubule cytoskeleton organization; mitotic cell cycle
Cellular component (GO): cytoplasm; microtubule
Molecular function (GO): GTP binding; structural constituent of cytoskeleton
Source: RefSeq, a predicted model, not a curated record